UAAAAAUACAAAAAUUGGCCGCACCUGGGCGACAGAAUGAGACUCCCUUUCAAACUAAAUAAAUAAAUGCAUAAAUUUGAAUUAACAGCAUGCACAUGACUGCUUUACUUUCUAAAAUGUGUAGGAAUGCUUAUUUUAAUAAAUGAAAAAUGAUUUUUCCCCUCUUAAAUUUCUCUUCCCCUUUUUGUUAAAGUACAAAACAAAACACCUUGCCCCCACUUUUUCGAAUAGUUUUGACUGUCUGUAGGACUGGAAAGAAAUUCAGCUCAAACGAAUUACUAUAUUAUCAACUUUAGUAAGAAUUGUGCAUUUGGUACACAAUGUAACUCCUAGGAGUUGACAAAUGUUUGUUAAGUGCAUCAAUGAGCGACAUAGGACCUUCUCCUCCCUACUCUCUUCUCACAGUUUUUAUUUAAUCAAACAUUUAUUAUUGUUCGAUGCUCUUAAAUGCCAUUUCCUUCAGCUGAUUAUUUGUGUGACAGAAGAGUCAAUUAAGCUAUUUUGUCCCAAAAAUUACGAAAACGAAAUGUACAAUUGUGAAGUAAAAUUUUGUUCCUUUGCAAAUUUUAAUAAAUUAUUAAAGUUUUUUUUGUUUCAAAUAAUCAGGGCUUCAGUUCUAAUAACGAAAGGACAAUGUGAAGGCCUAGAAUUUAGCAUAGCGCCUGGCAUUAAUAGGACGUCAGUACAUUUUUAGUACAUGUUUCUCAAAUAGAUCUUAAAAUUUCAUUUAAGAGCGUUUCCUCACGUCACGGUAUGUCUCUGGCGUUACUUAAUUUUGAAAAACCUCAACACAGAUUCUAGUUUUAGGCAAAGCUCAGAAAAGUUCUACUUAAGGAUAUUUCCAAAGCGAAAGGAAGCGCGGAGACGUUCAUGACUGGCAUCAUCUCGCAUAUGGGCUCCGGAAAUUCUCGGUAGGAUGCCCUACAUCUGCUCUCCCUCCACUAAGAAGAACCUCUUUGUAUGGCGAAAGUAAAAGUAUUAAGGCUUUUAAGUUGCCCAGUCGAGGAACACGGAUAAAGACGCCAGGAGAUUGACAUGCAUUUCGACCAAUAGCAUUGCAGAAAGGCGUAUCAUUUCACGGAUGUCCCAAUCAGUACACAGAGAGUCGCUGUCUCCAAGGUGAAAGCGGAAGUAGGGCCUUCGCGCACCUCAUGGAAUCCCUCCUGCAGCACCUGGAUCGCUUUUCCGAGCUUCUGGCGGUCUCACGCACUGCCCACGUCCGCACCUGGGACCCCGUCACUGUGCGCCGGGCCCUGCAGUGGGCGCGCUACCUGCGCCACAUCCAUCGGCGCUUUGGUCGGCACGGCCCCAUUCGCACGGCUCUGGAGCGGCGGCUGCACAACCAGUGGCGGCAAGAGGGCGGCUUUGGGCGGGGUCCAGUUCCGGGAUUGGCGAACUUCCAGGCCCUCGGUCACUGUGAUGUCCUGCUCUCUCUGCGCCUGCUGGAGAACCAGGCCCUCGGGGAUGCAGCUCGUCACCACCUGGUGCAGCAACUCUUUCCGGGCCCGGGCGUCCCGGAGGCUGAUGAGGAGACGCUCCAGGAGAGCCUGGUCCGCCUCGCCCGCUGCGGGUCCGCGGUGCACAUGCUGCGCUUCAACGGCUAUAGAAAGAACCUGAAUCUCCAGGAGGACUCUCUGAUGCAGACCCAGGCGGAUCUGCUGCUGGAGCGUCUGCAGGAGGUGGGGAAGGCCGAAGCGGAGGGUCCCGCCAGAUUUCUCAGCAGCCUGUGGGAGCGUUUGCCUCAGAACAACUUCCUGAAGGUGAUAGCGGUGGCGCUGUUGCAGUCGCCUUUGUCUCCCCGGCCCCAAGAAGAGUCGGAACCCAGCAUCCAUAAAACACCUGGAGAGGGGAGCCAAGCGCUAGUCCACUGGCUUCUGGGGAAUUCGGAAGUCUUUGCUGCCUUUUGUCGCGCCCUCCCAGCCGGGCUUUUGACUUUAGUGACUAGCCGCCACCCAGCGCUGUCUCCUGUCUAUCUGGGUCUGCUAACAGACUGGGGUCAGCGUUUGCGCUAUGACCUUCAGAAAGGCAUUUGGGUUGGAACUGAGUCCCAAGACGUGCCCUGGGAGGAGUUGCACAAUAGGUUUCAAAGCCUCUGUCAGGCCCCUCCACCUCUGAAAGAUAAAGUUCUAACUGCCCUGGAGACCUGUAAAGCGCAGGAUGGAGAUUUCGAAGUACCUGGUCUUAGCAUCUGGACAGAUCUCUUAUUAGCUCUUCGGAGUGGUGCAUUUAGGAAAAGACAAGUUUUGGGUCUCAGCCCAGGCCUCAGUUCUGUAUAGGCAAUGCUGUGUUAUUAUUACUUGAGUAUAGAAUAUAUAGUUUACAAAAUGAAAAUUACAAUGUUCUCACCAAAUAUAUGCCUUCGUGUGUCCAAAGUAUAAUUAUUUUAGAUGCUAAUUUUGAAUAGUUUAUUAAACAAUUAUAAAUGUGCAAGGUAACUGGCAUGUAGUAUCAUGGAUUUGCUGGAUAGAGGAAGUGAUUGGAAGUACUCAAAGCCAUGGAAUUAGCAAUAGUUUGCUUGUUAAUAGAAGGCCCAUUUGUAAGAAUAUUGAAAAUAUAUGUACCGUUUAAAAAAAAAGGAGCUUUAAGGUGACAAACAAAAUACCCUUUUUCUUUUAGUAUGGUUUAUUUUUCUAGGUUUUCUUUCCCUCCCUCAGUAGUGAAGAGUUUUCUUUAACCAACCGAUAUGUGACAGUGUCAGGAAUGUUGGUUUGAAAAGCUAUUGGCCUAUCUAGAGUUUGGCCUUGUUAAGCUAGUAUUCUAAGUAUUCUAGCCAGUUAACCAGCCUUAGUAUGCAUUAAAAUUGUAUUAUUAAGAAAGUUUGUUUCUCAUUUUCUGCAAAUUCUUACUCUGAAAAUGAGUCACCACAUAGUAUGUCCAUUUAAAGCAUUGACUCACCGACAAAUGUUUAAAGCACAGUAAAUACAAAUAUAUGCCUUUGGAUAUCAAAUUAAUGCUUGAUGAUGAAAGAAUCAAAACAAACUUUUUUUUGAAACGGAGUCUUGCCCUGUCGCCCAGGCUGGAGUGCAGUGGUGCGAUCACUGCUCACUGCAACCUCCCCCUCCCAGGUUAAAGCAAUGCUGACUCAGCCUCCCAAGUAGCUGGGAUUACAGGCCCAGGCCACCAUGCCCGGCUAAUUUUUUGUAUUUUUAGUAGAGACGGGGUUUCACAUGCUAGCCAGGCUGGUCUCAGACUUCUGACCUGGUGAUCCACCCGCCUCAGCCUCCCAAAGUGCUGGGAUUACAGGCGUGAGCCACCGCGCCCAGCCAAAAGAAACGUUUUAAGUAGAAGAUCCAGGUUUUAGUGCAACUUCUGCCGUUAACUAGGUUAAUAAAUCACAAACUUGGGACCACAGUUGCCUUAUAUGUAAAUGAAGUGUUUAGACUAAAAUAGUUAAAUGUCCUUGUUUUUCCCUCGGUGGCUGCGCUAUGGAAACAGUUUAGAAUAUUUGUUUUGCAUAUAGGAACCUGGUUGUGUUAGUUUAUCUGGGUGUUCCAUAGCUGAUAGUGAUUUCCAAUAACCAAACUUAAGGGCAAUUUAUUCAUUUUUACUAGGGAGGUAGAACUUUACAGUAAUCAAGAUAUUUUUGUCCAUCUCCAGGUUAGCUGGUAACAGGAUUUUUUUGGAGGUUAAAAAAUGGUAUUUAGAAAGUUAAUUUCUAAUUCCAGAAUAGAAUAGAAACAGUAAGAGCUGUGUAAUCUUGUGGAAAAAGAGUUGUAUAAUCUUGUAGAAUUUCUCAUUCUGUGGUACAACCCAGGGGUAAACUAUUAUUCCAGUAGUAAAUACACUUUUCUAGAUAAUCUUGAGUGAAAACCAGUAAUUUCUUUUUCCCUGUGGUCAGAUUCCUUUUUCUAAUCCAUGAAGGCCAUCUUGUAGAUUACAUUUGUCAUUAAUGCAAGAAUAGAGACAAUUCCUCCUGUCA
This is a messenger RNA of Cercocebus atys (sooty mangabey), 3919 nucleotides long. RefSeq names its product Fanconi anemia, complementation group F (gene FANCF). Gene Ontology annotation, cellular component: Fanconi anaemia nuclear complex. Lineage: Eukaryota; Metazoa; Chordata; Mammalia; Primates; Cercopithecidae. The record is from RefSeq and is a predicted model, not a curated record. The transcript has a single exon. The coding region runs from base 1152 to 2276 and encodes 374 amino acids. Gene Ontology annotation, biological process: interstrand cross-link repair.